This is a messenger RNA of Acanthoscelides obtectus, 880 nucleotides long. The record is from the annotation of a GenBank genome assembly. Lineage: Eukaryota; Metazoa; Arthropoda; Insecta; Coleoptera; Chrysomelidae.
AAUGAAUAUCAACUGUCUGUCAACUCUAGUAUUACCGGGAAUAACCUCACUAUUUUCACAUCUAUCGGACCUAAAAAAAUUAAAAAUAAGCUGGAUAUACUUAAGUUACUUUCUGAUUAUAGUGGAAAAUGGCCACGGCACUGGAAGAUUUUCCCACCUGGCUAAGCGGAAAAUUGCAAGAAUUAAAAACAGACGAAGAUAUUUUUGGAUCCUACAUAAUGGGGAUUUUGGAUAGCGAUGAAACAGCCAAAGAAAAAUCUGAGGCUCUCCAAGGAAUACUAUCAGAAAUUGUCGAAAACGAGGAUGAAAUCACACAGCUCUGCAAUGAAAUACUAGAAAAUUGGCACUCCUGUAAACCAAAAGAAACAGAUAUUCAUCAAAUGUCCAGUGAAGAAAUGGAAGAGAAGCUUGCCAAACUGAUGGAAUCUCAAUCCCUGGCCAUAACCAAACAAAAGAAUACACAGAGGACGAAAAGAAGAUCCGCGAAGCUAUCUUGUCUCAAUACAGCCAAAUGAGUGACGAUGAGGAAGAUGAUACAGAUGCAAAUAGCACGGGGGGAAGUAAAGGAGAUGGUUUGGAGAAGAACAUGAAUGCACAAGCUGUCGCACAAGCAGAAAAAAAUAAAAGAGAACAAGCAAGAAUUGACAGUCAAAAGAAGAAAGAAAAAGACAAAGAAGAUAGAGAAAAACAAAAGCAGUUGAAAGAAGAGAAGAAAGAAAAGCGCAAGACUGUAAAGGUAGAGCGUAAGCGGUAGCAGAUUUUAUUUUAACCUAAGUUUCUGUAAUAUAGUGUGGAAACAGAUCUCCAUUUUUAUUUUUACAAUUGUUUUUAAAAUCAUACUUGUGAAUUUUUUGGAAACAAUAAAUGUCUACCUAAUCAC